UACGUCAUGGUACAUGCGGUGCUUCAACGUUGGUUCGACGUUUUUCCGCGUUUUGUUCAGAGAAGAGAGGUUUGUCUGAUUUUAUGAGGCAAAAAUCCUCUAAAAAAUAGCUGUUUAGAGCUCUAGCCUGUAAUGAUAAAAAGGACCCAAGCUGAGGUAGUGUUUCUGGAUCACAAUUACUGCGCUCCAGUUAGUCUUACCCAAGAAAUCGCGACGAUCAAAUCUUCUUUCAUCAUGGCUGACAAUGGCGAAACUUUGAGUUGGGAAAAAGAAAUGGGGAUCGAAUUUGAUCCUCCAAAUUUACAGAGUGCACUACCAUGUUCUGCUUUAUCACCAUCACAUAGUAUCGAUAGUGGAUUUGACAACGAAAUGAGUUUACUGACGGAUUUUAAUUUGGAGGAUUAUCUUACUGGUUUUGGAGAAGGAAAGGUCGACUUCGGUCCACAGUUAGGAGCUCUGUUUCCUGAAGAAGAUAUCAGUGAGAACGCUAUUGAUAAGCCUUCCAAGACUCAGCAAACCCAGAAAACUGCCACGAGAAAUUCUGUAGCUAAAAUUCCAUCUGCAAGCACUUCUACAGAAACCAAACGAUGGAAAGUUUCGGCAAGACAGAAAGCCAUGAUGGAAGGUCCGAUAGAUGAAGAGGAAAAGAACAAAAAGAAUGCUAUAGCUGCUCGUGAAAACCGCCUAAAGAAGAAAAAAUACAUCGAAUCUAUAGAAAUAGAAAAUGGAGAGCUGAAACAAGAAAAUGCAGUUCUGAAAGCAAAGGACAUAAAGCAAUCAAAAGCUGUUGAGAAAUUAGAAAAUGAGGUUGCUUAUUUGAAGAAUGUGAUAGCUAACCAAAGCACAUUGUCUGCGUUACUGAAGAGUGUUGUCUCCACGCCUGGGAUAUCUUUCACAUCUUCAUUUGCUCCACAAGAACUUAUGCAUACAUCGGCACCGGCCAUUGAUGUUGACGAUGACAAAACUGAUGAUGAUGAUGAUGACACCAGAAGGUACAAGACUAGAGGUAGCAGGAAGAGGAAUUUGGAUGCUGCUACUCCUUGUUCGCCCAAGAAAAGAUGCAGGGAUGUCAAGGGUGGUGUUUGUCUUCACGUCAACCAAGACAAAGUUUCGCUGGAAUUCUGUGAGGAGUGUAGCAUCAAGGCUCAUGAAAUUGGUCAUAAAUGAGAAAGUGACAACAAAAUGUCGGUAUCAACUGAAUAGUAAAGUAUAUAUACUGAGUAUAAUGUUUGAGUAUAUCAUAACUUGGCUGUCACGACCUGUAGGUAAAAGAGGUUCACGGAUAUAAAGUAUACACUCUACGAGGAUUUGAUAUUCAUACAACCUUUGAAAACAAACCAAAAAAAUCUACGAACCAUAACCAGGAAUAUGUCCAAGGAGCAAAUAGAAUAGUUUAAGUGAACAAAAUCCUUUGGAGCUGCCUGCACUCGUCCUCUUUUCUUUUUUUCCUUUUCAGAUACACAAGAUCAAGCCCCUUGCCAAAGAUUACAGAUGACUGAAAUAUACCAAGCUAAAGAAAACUUUGAACUCAGGUCAUCAUGAACAAUAAUGACUGUUGUUUGCACUCAUGGAGACCUUAUAACACUUGUCUUGUGGAUAAUAGGUAAUGUUGUGCGUGAGUAAGUGAUAACCACUAUUAUAACCCUUUUAUCAUCUGUUAAAUUGAUAUUCUUGUGAUCUGAUAUAAUGUUUUCAAUCUUAUUGGAGACCAUGCAAUUUCAGAAUCAUUAAUUUUUGAAUGAAAAUUUUUGUUGUAAAUAUGUAGAUACAUACAGAUAUAUACUCUUAGAUUUUUGGUUUUCACCAAAUGAGCACAUAAAUUUGUUAAAAAAAGAAAAAUAUUAAAAAAUUUAAAUGUCUAAAAACAACACAUCAUCAAAAUUGAAUGCCAAAAAAAAAAAAAA
Actinia tenebrosa (Australian red waratah sea anemone) is the source of this 1904-nucleotide messenger RNA. RefSeq lists its product as uncharacterized. The record is from RefSeq and is a predicted model, not a curated record. Gene Ontology annotation, biological process: regulation of DNA-templated transcription. Lineage: Eukaryota; Metazoa; Cnidaria; Anthozoa; Actiniaria; Actiniidae. Gene Ontology annotation, molecular function: DNA-binding transcription factor activity.